This is a messenger RNA of Phytophthora infestans T30-4, 1982 nucleotides long. Its product is annotated as ribosomal RNA methyltransferase nop2-like protein. The coding region runs from base 45 to 1982 and encodes 645 amino acids. The record is from RefSeq and is a predicted model, not a curated record. NCBI's taxonomy places the organism in Eukaryota, Oomycota, Peronosporomycetes, Peronosporales, Peronosporaceae. Gene Ontology annotation, molecular function: rRNA (cytosine-C5-)-methyltransferase activity; RNA binding. The transcript has 2 exons. Gene Ontology annotation, biological process: maturation of LSU-rRNA; rRNA base methylation. Gene Ontology annotation, cellular component: nucleolus.
UGGUCACGAGCUCCGAAGCGACACAGAAGUCAACGUCCAGCACCAUGGCGAGACCGAACAAGCGCAAAUUGAGCUCCCCGCCGGCCGCAAAGCCGGUUGCUAAGCCUGCUACUAAAGCCUCCAAGUACGUGAAGGAGGCGGCCAAGCAGGAGCAGCGCAGUGCCAAGAGCAGUAGCAACAAGGCGCAGCUUUUUGAUUCGGAUGAAGAGGAGGAGCAGAAUGACGAGGACGAGGAGGACAGCGACGAGGAGGGGCCCGAGGCCGACGAUGGCUUCUCGGAUGCCAAUAAGAGCUGGUUGAAGAUUAAGAAGGAUAAAGACAGUGACGAUGAGAACGACGAUGAAGAAGAAGAGGACGAAGAGGAGGAGGAGCUCGAUAUUGAGCGUAAAGCCCGCCUCUUGGACGAGGAGGAGGCGCUGCAGGCCCAGGAGGCCGAUGAGGAAAUGCGUCUUAACAUUGCCAACAAUGAGCCGUACCACCUGCCGACGGAGGAGGAGCUGGCUGAAGAGGGUGAAGGUGACGAUGACAUGUCGGACCCAGCCGAAGUCUACCAGCGUAUUAAGGACGUGGUGGAGGUUCUUUCGCACUUCAGUGCGCGUCGCGAGCCUGGCCGCUCCCGCGUGGACUACGUGGAGUCUCUAGCCAAGGACCUGGCCGGAUACUUCGGAUACAACCGCGAGCUGAUCGACAUGUUCCUUAAAAUGUUCUCGCCUGCCGAGUGCGUCGAGUUCGUGGAGGCCAACGAGCAGCCGCGUCCACUUGUCAUCCGUACCAACACGCUGAAGGCACGUCGUCGUGAUCUGGCCCAGGCUUUGAUCCAGCGUGGUGUCAACCUGGAUCCUCUAGCCAAAUGGUCCAAAGUUGGUCUCAAGAUUUACGAUUCGCCUGUGCCCAUUGGUGCUACACCUGAGUACCUUGCUGGCCACUACAUGCUGCAAUCAGCCUCGUCGAUUUGUGCUGUUAUGGCUCUUGCCCCACAGAUGAACGAGCGCGUGUUGGAUAUGGCUUGCGCUCCCGGCGGUAAGACGACGUACAUUGCUCAGCUGAUGAAGAAUACGGGAACGGUUAUUGCUAACGACCUGAAGAAACAGCGUCUCAAGGCUACGGUGGCUAACUUGCACCGUCUUGGCGUCAAGAACACGUCAGUGUCGUGCUACGAUGGCCGCAAGGUGCCGAGUCUGUUCAAGGGGUUUGAUCGCGUUCUUCUCGAUGCUCCAUGCACUGGUAUGGGCGUUAUUGCCCGUGAUCCGUCCAUCAAGACGCAAAAGGGCGAGAAGGACGUCCAGCGUCUCGCUCACUUGCAGAAGGAGCUGCUAUUGGCUGCCAUCGAUGCUGUCGAUGCCAAGUCCAAGACUGGCGGAUACAUCUUGUACUCGACGUGUUCCGUCAUGGUGGACGAGAACGAGUCGGUUGUCGACUACGCUCUGCGCAAACGCUGCGUCAAGCUUGUUGACACGGGUCUGGACCACGGCAAGCCGGGCUUCACCCGCUACCAGCAGCAGCGUUUCCACCCUUCCGUGCAGCUCACUCGUCGUUUCUACCCUCACGUGCACAACAUGGAUGGUUUCUACGUGGCCAAGUUCAAGAAGUACGCCAACACAAUGCCUUCGGAGGAGAAGGACGCUAAGAAAACCGCUGAGGAGAUUGAGGAAGAGGCGGAAGAGGCCAACAUGACCAAGAAACAACGUGUCAAGGCCAAGAAGGACCGUAAGCAGGCUGCUGAGGACGUUGAGGCCGAGGUGACGCAGGAGGACCAGAGCGAUAACGACGAGGAAGACCAGGAGACCAAGCGACCCGCGAAGAAGCAAAAGCAGGAGCCCAAGAAGGGCAAGAACAAGGCUGGCAAGGGCAAGAAACCCAACCGGCCGCGCCACAUUGUGGCAGUUCGUGAACGCGUCUCGAUCGGCACACGUUGUACACGCAAGUUUCAGAGCCAUCACCGCUUUUUCGUGUCUUGUGGACGCAGUGUGAAUCGCCAGUAG